This is a messenger RNA of Dibothriocephalus latus, 205 nucleotides long. The record is from the annotation of a GenBank genome assembly. Lineage: Eukaryota; Metazoa; Platyhelminthes; Cestoda; Diphyllobothriidea; Diphyllobothriidae.
UCCGAUACUUUCCUCGUCUUCAUCGAAGAGGGCGAAAAGUGCUGUAUCAGAGAGGGCAGCGCCGAGGAUGACAAAAUGUAUACCAUUGACGUUCAGUUUGACAGCCCCAUCUUAUGCGCGGCCGUGUUGGAGAAAAAGCACGUUCUCUUGGGUUCCGCGGACUGCUAUCUUUACGCAUUUGACUCGGAACAGAAGUAGAUCCUAG